GAGAGUAGAAUUGUACGAUAACCAAAUUCAAUAAACAUUCAACAAAACAUAUUCUGUCAUCGAGCUUGUGAAUUUAUAUUUUUGUACAUAUAUUUUAUAAUACUUAUUAAAAAUGACAGAUACUGAAAAACCCUUUGCUUGCUUGUCUCCAGGAUGUAAUAUGAGUUUUGUUAAUGAAGACCAUUUGGUGGUUCAUAAAAAAAAACACGAUAUGAUUUUAAAUCUUGGAACAGGUGGUAAAAGUAAUGCGUUUAUAGCUGACCAAACACCAACACCUACACGAUUUAUCAGAAACUGUGAAGAAGUUGGUUUGUUUCAAGAUUUACAAAAUGUCAAUCCCUUUGAAGAAACUUUCCGACGUGCAGUAGAAGGAAAAAUUGGAUCAUUAUCUGAGUCUGAGAUUGUUGUAAAUGAUGAUACAUUGCAUACCCCACAUGUAUUUCCACAUAUAGAAGACAAUAGAUCAAAUAAAAUUGUUUUGCAUCGAGCUGAUACCGAUACUGAAAACGAAGAAACGUUGGAAAGUAAAUCAAAAGAUAAAUUAAAAUCAAACUGCGAAAGUUUAGAAGUUGUUACUUGUAAAGAAAUUAAAAAGACAUCUGAAACAAUUGUUAUACAAGAAGCGGAUACGUCAAUUAUUCAACAAUCUCCAUUACCACUACCAUCAUCCACAAGUUUAUCAAUAAAUGGUGAAGAAGUGCAGUUUCUUUUGAAAACUCAAGAUGGAAAAUUAAUGCAACUUUCUGCAACUCCCAUGAUUGAUUCAUCAACUCCAGUCAAUGUUGAAUCCCAACAGACUAAACCACAAACAAUUGUGAUAAAAACAGCAAUACCACUAAAGAGUAAUGAAGUAGAAAAGUCAAUCAAAAAAGUAAACUCAUCUCCUCUCUCAGAUGCUAAGCAGCGUUUAAGAGAAGCUAUUAUUAAAAACGGCAAUGUAACAAGUACAGAAGUGAUAAAAAAUGACAAAGUAAAAAAUAAUGAUAAAAGAAAAUGUUUAACAAAAAACGCUGAAGAUAAAAACGAAAAAAAUAUAGAUUUAAGUAGAAAAAAAGAUGUUCAAGCUAGAAAUCGUGCAAGCUCGAUGAGAGCGCGAGCAAAGAGAAAACAAUGGAUUAAUCAACUUCAACAUUCAUUAGAUGAAGCAAAUAAAGUAAAUGCUAGACUACAAAUGGAAAUAACAAAUUUACGAUUAGAAGUCGGUAAUUUAAAAACGAUUUUAUUAGCCCACAAAAACUGCUCGGUGACCAAAGAAAUGAAAAAAGGUAACAAAAUACUUGUAGAGCCUAAAUUCAUAUCAGUAUCGUCAUUAAGACUGUCAGAGAAAACAUCUAUCUUAUCAAAUGAAGUAAUACAAGGCAUAAAACGAGAGAGUGUAACAAGAGAUGAGCCAUGUGUUGGAAAUAAAAAAUUAAAAACAAAAAAGCAAUCGAUAUUAUUACCAAAAAAUGAUGAUAAGAUGGUACCUAUCGUAACUAAAAUAGUUAGCAAUUCUUGCAAUGAUGUUAAAUUUUUAAAUAUUAGUGAAAUAGUUGAUGAUAAGCGUAUUAAUAAGCCUAUUUUAAUUGUUCAAAAUCCACAAGAAAAAAAAGUUCAAAUAAUUAAUACUCGGCAAGUUGUACAAGUUGAUCAGAGUUUACAGUUAAUUAACGUCCCGUCCAAAACAACAGGAACUUAGUUUUAUUAUUCUAUUUAUGAAAUUAUAAUUCAGUUGGAAAAUUUGAAUGAAAUUAGCCAUAAUGUACAGAAGAAAAACUGACUUGAAUUAAGAAGAAUUUAUUUGAUCCAAAAAUAGUAUUAAGAAAUAAAAUUUUUUUUAUUCAAAAAUGUCAUUUUUUAAAAAUUGAUAUUCUUGAUUCAAAAAUAUAUUUCUACGAUUCAUAAAUUUAAAUUCUUGACCGUAGUAUAAUUUCGUUUAAUUAAAAAAAAAAAAAAAAAAAAAAAAAAUUCGAUCAGAGAACCUUAAAUUCUUGUUCCAACUGUAUUAUCGACUUGGUCAAAGAAUAAAACAAGUUCGUUUAAACUAUUAUAAUUUUUGAUUAGAGGAUAAAUUUUUUUUUACUGAGAUUGAAGUUCUCGGAUGAAGGAUUUUCUUGUUUUUGAUGCAAGCAAACAUUUUUUCAAAUUAAGAAACAGAAUGACUUAAAACAAGAGUUUAAUUUUGUAAAAAAAAAAUUCUUGAUUCAAGUUUAAUUUUAAUUAUGUAUGGAUUGCUACCAGUUGUGCUUUGUACCUUUUAAUUUAAGUAGAAAUAUUACUUACAAAUAAUAGCAGUAAGUCAUUAAUUUUCAUUGACUAAUAUUUAAUCUUUUAAUUGUAAAAAAUAUAUUUUUCUAUAGGCAAUUGCUAAUUAUAUAUUUAAAUACUUAUAGUAACAAUCUAAUCGCUGGCGAUUAUUUUUAUGUUUUU
Microplitis demolitor is the source of this 2409-nucleotide messenger RNA. It is a transcript of the gene Atf-2, whose product is annotated as cyclic AMP-dependent transcription factor ATF-2. The transcript has 7 exons. Gene Ontology annotation, biological process: regulation of transcription by RNA polymerase II. The record is from RefSeq and is a predicted model, not a curated record. NCBI's taxonomy places the organism in Eukaryota, Metazoa, Arthropoda, Insecta, Hymenoptera, Braconidae. The coding region runs from base 113 to 1678 and encodes 521 amino acids. Gene Ontology annotation, molecular function: cAMP response element binding; DNA-binding transcription factor activity, RNA polymerase II-specific.